CCUCUUGAUAUUUGUGCAGUAGAAGAAGAUGGAGCCGGCCAGCCUCAACCAAUCAGACGACUACGACUACAACAACUCGACGUGGCUGGUUGGGCCCUGCACCUUCCAGCAGAACCACAGCGUGGAGCGGGUCCUGGGGCCCUACGUGCACUCCCUGAUCUGCAUCCUGGGCCUGGUGGGCAACAGCCUGGUGGUGGCCACCUACGCCUGCUACAAGCGCACCAGGUCCAUGACGGACGUGUACCUGCUGAACGUGGCGGUGGCCGACCUGCUCUUCGUGGCGUGUCUUCCUCUCCUCGUGUACAACGAGCUGUGGGCGUGGCCGAUGGGGGGGGCGGCGUGCAAGCUGCUGCGCGGCUCCUACAGCGUGAACCUGUACGCCGGCAUGCUGCUGCUCGCCGCCAUCAGCACCGACCGCUACGUCGCCAUCGUGCAGGCGCGCCGCAGCGCCCGGCUGCGCUCGGCGGCGUACAGCCGCGGCGUGUGCGCCGCCGUGUGGACGUCCGCCGUCCUGCUGUCCGUCCCCGACUUCUACUUCUACCACCGCUACGAGCCGUCCCACAGCGUCUCCACCUUCAUGGACGAGGACACGGAGGACGUCCCCGAGGCGAAGGUGUACGUCUGUGAGUUCAGGUUCACGGACCACACCACAGCGGUGAACACCAAGAUGGCGGUGCCCAGCACCCAGCUGGCCGUGGGCUUCAUCCUGCCGCUGCUCGUCAUGGUCUUCUGCUACACCGCCAUCAUCGUCACCCUGCUGAAAGCCAGGAACUUCCAGCGGCACAAGGCGGUGCGCGUGGUCCUGGCGGUGGUGGCGGUCUUCGUCGUCUGCCACCUGCCGUACAACGUCACGCUGCUCUGCGAAAUCGCCAACCUGUUCAAGCUGCAGUCCUGCGACAAGGUGGACACACUGAAGGUGGCCAAGACCGUGACGCAGACCAUCGCAUACCUGCACUGCUGCCUGAACCCGGUGCUGUACGCAUUCGUCGGCGUGAAGUUCAGGAACCACUUCAGGAGGAUCGUCCAGGAUCUGUGGUGCCUGGGGAAGAGAUACAUCGCUCCGCGACGAUUCUCCAGGGUAACCUCCGAGUUCUACGUGUCCAGGAGGGAAUCUACCCGCCGUUCCGUGGACGGAUCCAGCGAAAAUGGCUCAUCAUUUACCAUGUGAGGAUGCCCGGCCGGUUCAUGUGUGGACUUCCCUCCUAGACCCAAAGAUCAGAGACUUCCAUCCUAGACCCAUAGAUCAGGAACAUCCCUCCUAAAGCCAAAGAUCAGGAACGUCUUUCCUAGACCCAAAGAUCACAAACUUCCUUCCUAGACCUGAAGAUCAGGAACUUCUUACCUUGACCCAAAGAUCAGGAACGUCCUUCCUAGACCCAAGGAUCACUAACGUCCCUCCUAGAUCCAAAGAUCAGGAACUUCUUACCUUGACCCAAGGAUCAGGAACGUCCUUCCUAGACCCAAAGAUCAAGAACUUCCCACCCAAAGAUCAGCGAUGUUUCUCCUAGACCCAAAGAUCAGGAACUUCUUACUUAGACCCAAAGAUCAGGAACUUCUUACUUAGACCCAAAGAUAAGUAACUUCCUUCCUAGACCCAAAGGUCAGGAACUUCCCUAAAACUGAGUGAAGUCUGUUCAUAAUUUAGAUGUCAUGUGUUGCUUUAAGGUGCAGGUCUGACAACAUCCAUCUGGUUUUAAGAUUAUUUAAAAUGAAAGCCGGGCAGAUGUUUAACAGCUCACCUGGAGACCGAAGAGAGAG
Messenger RNA from Etheostoma cragini (Arkansas darter), 1758 nucleotides. Its product is annotated as C-C chemokine receptor type 6-like. Lineage: Eukaryota; Metazoa; Chordata; Actinopteri; Perciformes; Percidae. Bases 29 to 1168 code for a protein of 379 amino acids. The record is from RefSeq and is a predicted model, not a curated record. Gene Ontology annotation, cellular component: membrane. Gene Ontology annotation, molecular function: chemokine receptor activity. The transcript has 3 exons. Gene Ontology annotation, biological process: G protein-coupled receptor signaling pathway; immune response; chemotaxis.